UUUGCUAUUGGACUAACAAACUGUUAUUUAAUUCUCCAUGCCAUAACUUGAGAUUGGGUUUGUCUGAUUAUUCUCUGGUGAGAUUUUACUUUACUGAAUCGAAAUCUUUAGAAUGCUUUUUGGUCUCUUUGACCUUUGCCUUAUGGUUUUGUUAGUGUUGGUACUUGCCUUGGAACUCAAUCAUUCCCUUCACUUGUCUGUCGGUUAUAUAUGAAUUUUGAUUAAUUUUGGGUUAUGACUUGAUCUAUUAUUCCUUCAGUGUGACUCUUGAUUAAUCGAAGAAUUUGAGCAUUUGAUUUGGGUAUUUGGUCGUUAUCGAUUCGGUGCUUAACACCAUGAACCUGGCUUUGCUGCUUUUGAUUCUUAAUCUCUUUGUUGGAGUGUUUUCAAAAGAGGCUUUGAAGCCUAAUGUUGUGAAUGUUGGAGCUAUUUUCUCAUUUAGCACUACUAAUGGGAGAGUUGCAAAGGUUGCAAUGAAGGCUGCCGAGAAUGAUAUAAACUCUGAUCCGAGCAUUCUUGGCGGAAAGAAAUUGUCGAUUACCCUCCAUGAUUCGAACUUCAGCUCGUUUCUCGGCAUUAUCGGAGCAUUGCAGUUUAUGGAGACUGAUACGGUAGCAAUAAUCGGUCCACAAAGUUCGGGGAUGGCACAUGUUCUAUCGCAUCUUGCGAAUGAACUCCAUGUUCCAUUAUUGUCAUUCACGGCCCUGGAUCCCGGUCUGUCGCCUCUCCAGUUCCCGUUCUUUGUUCAGACGGCGCCUAAUGACAAGUUCCAGAUGACUGCCAUUGCGGAGAUGAUUAGCUAUUUCCGCUGGGCUGAAGUGAUUGCUGUUUUCAAUGAUGAUGAUCAGAACCGAAAUGGUGUAAUUACAUUAGACGAUGAACUUGCUGGGAGACGUUGCAGGAUUUCUUAUAAAGCCGUACUUCCACCCGACCCGACAGCGACGAGUAGUGAUGUUCGGAGAGAAUUAACUAAGAUUCAGAUGAUGGAAUCUCGAGUUAUUGUGCUGCACACGUUCUCGGGAACCGGUCUCUUGGUCUUUGAAGUUGCCAAGAGCCUUGGAAUGAUGGGGAAAGGAUAUGUUUGGAUAGCUUCUACUUGGCUAUCCACUGUUUUAGACUCAACCUCCCCACUUAAACCCGAGACAGCAAAGUCGAUCCGAGGAGCACUUACACUUCGCCCUCAUACACCUGAUUCGAAAAAGAAAAGGGACUUUAUUUCACAUUGGAACCAACUGAGCAGAGGUUCUAUUGGGUUUAACCCCUAUGGUCUUUAUGCAUAUGAUACUGUCUGGAUGAUUGCUCGUGCAGUAAAGUUGUUACUUGAUCAGGGAGGCAACAUUUCGUUUUCAAAUUAUGCGCACUUAGCCGAUGCUGGUGGGAUGGAUCUGAAUCUUUCCGCAUUAAGUAUAUUUGAUGGCGGGAAGCAGUUGCUCAAGAACAUAAUAGAGACAAAUGUGACCGGUUUGACAGGCCCUGUUCGGUUCGAUCAAGAUAGAUCCCGGAUAAAUCCUUCGUAUGAUGUUAUUAAUGUGGUUAAAUCUGGGUAUAGACCAGUUGGAUUCUGGUCUAACCACUCUGGUCUUUCCAUCAUGCCACCUGAGACAUUUUACGGGAAAAAGCCUAAUCGUUCUAGUUUGAACCAACAUUUAGGUAGUGUGGUAUGGCCUGGAGGAGGAACAAGACCUCGUGGUUGGGUUUUUCCGAACAAUGGAAGACAAUUAAGAAUCGGAGUUCCGAAUCGAGUUAGUUUCCGAGACUUCGUCUCGAUAGUCAAUGGCACAGAUAAGGUGCAAGGGUAUUGCAUAGACGUAUUUCUUGCUGCAAUUAAAUUGAUGCCGUAUGCUGUUCCAUACAGGUUCAUUCCAUUCGGAGAUGGCCUUAAGAACCCUAGCUAUUACGAGCUUGUCAGUAAAAUCAAUUCGGGUGUCUUUGAUGGUGCAGUAGGUGAUAUUGCCAUUGUAACAGACCGUACAAGAAUAGUAGAUUUCACUCAGCCAUAUAUAGAAUCAGGGCUGGUGGUGGUAGCUCCGGUAAAACGGAUAAGUUUGAGCCCUUGGUCUUUCGCACGACCAUUUACUCCUUUCAUGUGGGCAGUCACAGCAGCAUUUUUCCUCAUUGUCGGAUCAGUUGUGUGGAUCCUUGAGCAUAGAAUAAACGACGAGUUCCGGGGGCCUCCUAGGCAGCAAAUUGUCACAAUUUUAACGUUUAGCUUCUCGACGAUGUUUUUCGCCCAUAGAGAAAAUACAGUGAGCACACUCGGACGCCUUGUACUGAUCAUAUGGCUUUUUGUAGUUCUGAUAAUCAAUUCAAGCUACACUGCAAGCCUGACAUCGAUCCUCACGGUGCAACAGUUAUCAUCACCUAUAAAGGGCAUUGAUUCUUUGAUUAGUAGCAGUGAACCAAUAGGCUUCCAAGUCGGGUCUUUCGCCCGAAGCUAUCUAAUCGAGGAACUGAAUAUUCCGAGAUCUAGACUUAUUGCACUAGGCUCACCUGAAGAAUAUGCAGAAGCCCUUGAGAAGAGAACUGUAGCUGCAAUAGUCGAUGAGCAACCGUAUGUCGAUCUCUUCCUCUCAGAGCACUGUGAAUUCUCAGUUAGAGGGCAGGAGUUCACCAAACGCAGUUGGGGAUUUGCAUUUCCUCGAGACUCUCCGUUAGCCAUUGACAUGUCUACUGCCAUUCUUGCUCUAUCCGAGAACGGUGAGCUUCAGAAGAUUCGUGACAGAUGGCUGUCAAGAAGUGCAUGUAGUUCUGAGGAGUCCAACGAUGAAUCGGAGGAGCUCGAUUUAAAAAGCUUCUGGGGACUAUUCCUUAUUUGCGGAAGUGCAUGUAUUCUCGCUCUCCUCGUGUAUUUUCUAUUGAUGUUUCACCAGUUCAGUCAGCAUUGCCCCGAGGAACCCGGUUCCACAAGUCGUGACAGAUCCAGAACCUAUUCUUCACGUCUUCGAACAUGUCUGUCAUUCAUUGAUAAAAAGGUUGAGAAAUCUCAAAGCAGCUCGAAAAGAAAGCGAGAGGGUACGCCCCCGAAAGGUUAUCAUAAAGAGAAUGUAUAAACAUAUAGAUGAGGGAGGAUAGAGGGUGUCAUCUUCCAAGAAAGGAAACUGUCGCGUUCCAGUACCAGUUCUAGAGAAUCGACUUCAGCUUUUGCAGGUAAAAGACUUUCCCCAAUAUUCCGUCGACUUGAAUCGGGGUAACAUAAACUUAGGUAUGAUUCUAAAGAAACAGUGCCCAAGUCAUGUUUUGUCAACUACUUUAACUGUAAUACUGCAUACAAUAUAGAACCAGUUAUGUCUCCUCUUCCUUUCUUAAUUUCAG
Molecule: messenger RNA, 3312 nt
Organism: Hibiscus syriacus
Lineage: Eukaryota; Viridiplantae; Streptophyta; Magnoliopsida; Malvales; Malvaceae
Product: glutamate receptor 3.2-like
Exons: 6
Coding region: 336-3050 (904 amino acids)
Cellular component (GO): plasma membrane
Molecular function (GO): signaling receptor activity; ligand-gated monoatomic ion channel activity
Source: RefSeq, a predicted model, not a curated record